AUGGCGCAACGUGUGACGUCAUCCGCAGAGAGGGCACUACGCAUUGUUGAAAAGUCGUCGAGGGUACGAAUACAAGAUCUUCGGGAUAAUAUCGGAGCGAGGACGAGUGGUCGACAAGUGACGAAGCGUGCGAAUCAGGGAGGUCACACUCGUGGUGCUCUACAACAUGCGGCCAAACCUCCCUUGGGAUGGAUUUGGGGGAACUUCUUCCUACCAUGGCAACGGCUUUUUCCUGGCGAGAAGUACUUCAAUGCUGAUAUAAAUGUUCGUCGAGAGUACGUCCCGUUGUCACUGGUUGAACUGUCUCGGCUUAUUGACUUAGGAUGGGUAGAUCCAUCGUUGCCUAUAGAUGUUGCUGCCCUUUGCCGUACUCAGAAGUUCAGAAUCAAACCGAAACUGCGACAAUGUGGAUUUGACCUCACUGCAGAGGUGAUUCUUCUAUUUUUGUAUUUUACUACAACAUAG
Messenger RNA from Cooperia oncophora, 465 nucleotides. NCBI's taxonomy places the organism in Eukaryota, Metazoa, Nematoda, Chromadorea, Rhabditida, Trichostrongylidae. The record is from the annotation of a GenBank genome assembly.